Drosophila novamexicana is the source of this 2462-nucleotide messenger RNA. RefSeq names its product steroid receptor seven-up, isoforms B/C (gene svp). NCBI's taxonomy places the organism in Eukaryota, Metazoa, Arthropoda, Insecta, Diptera, Drosophilidae. Gene Ontology annotation, biological process: cell differentiation; regulation of transcription by RNA polymerase II; anatomical structure development. Bases 207 to 2462 code for a protein of 751 amino acids. The record is from RefSeq and is a predicted model, not a curated record. Gene Ontology annotation, molecular function: RNA polymerase II cis-regulatory region sequence-specific DNA binding; nuclear receptor activity; zinc ion binding. The transcript is spliced from 4 exons.
GCCAAAAAGUGAGAAAGCAAAAAAUAUAUUGAAAUUAAUAUUUUGGAAAAUAAUUUGAGAAAUUGUUGAAGCAGUCUUUUGGUGACUUUUCUGCGUAUUGUGCGUGGAGGCCGUGCAAAGUGUAUUCCAGCGGUUAUUCCACGUGUUCCGAUCCGGCCGCCAAAAUUAUUACGCACAAUUCCCUGAGCGUGUACGGUGGCGGCGUCAUGUGCGCCUCACCGUCCACAGCUCCCGGCUUCUUCAAUCCGCGCCCGCAAUCCGGCGCCGAGCUGUCCGCCUUCGAUCUGGGCCUGUCGCGCUCCAUGACGCUGGGCGUGCCGCCUCACGGCGCCUGGCAUGAUCCCAACUUAGGCGGCCAUCUGCAUGCCUCGGCCGGACCCGGCUCGCUGGCAGGCACCAACACAAGCAGCGGUGGCGGCGGCGGCGGGGGCGGCACAACGCCUAGCAGCGUGGCCAGCCAACAGUCGGCGGGCAUCAAACAGGAUCUGUCCGGACUGAGCGCCUCCACGGCGAACCUGAACCAAAGCGCGCAUCACGUCAUCAAGGAGGAUCUCUCCAGUUUGUCCAGCGCCAACGGCGGCUCCACAUCCGCACACCACACAAGCGCCGCACAAUCCGGCCAUGGCGCGGAUCUGGUGCCCAUCAUCAAGGGCUCCCAGUCGGGCAGCUGCUUGGGCGGCUCGGCGGGUGGCAAUGGUGGUAGCACCACGCCCAGUUCCCAGGCCAACAGCUCCCACUCGCAGAGCAGCAACAGCGGCUCCCAGAUUGACUCCAAACAGAACAUCGAGUGCGUCGUCUGCGGCGACAAGAGUUCCGGCAAGCACUACGGACAAUUUACGUGUGAAGGCUGCAAAUCAUUCUUCAAGCGAUCCGUGCGACGCAAUCUGACAUAUUCGUGUCGGGGCAGCAGAAAUUGUCCCAUAGAUCAACAUCAUCGCAAUCAAUGCCAAUAUUGCCGUUUGAAAAAGUGCCUAAAAAUGGGCAUGCGACGCGAAGCUGUUCAACGUGGCCGCGUGCCGCCUACACAGCCCGGCCUGGCCGGCAUGCACGGUCAAUAUCAGCUGGCCAACGGCGAUCCAAUGGGCGUUGCUGGCUUCAAUGGGCACUCGUACCUCAGUUCCUACAUCUCGCUGCUGCUGCGCGCCGAGCCGUAUCCCACAUCCCGAUACGGCCAGUGCCUGCAGCCAAACAAUAUUAUGGGCAUUGACAACAUCUGCGAGCUUGCCGCCCGUCUGCUCUUCUCGGCCGUCGAGUGGGCCAAGAAUAUACCUUUCUUUCCGGAGCUGCAGGUGACCGAUCAGGUGGCACUGCUGCGUCUCGUCUGGUCGGAGCUGUUCGUUCUGAAUGCCAGCCAAUGCUCGAUGCCGCUGCAUGUGGCGCCACUGUUGGCCGCCGCGGGUCUGCAUGCCUCACCAAUGGCCGCGGAUCGUGUGGUGGCCUUUAUGGAUCACAUACGCAUCUUCCAGGAGCAGGUGGAGAAGCUGAAGGCGCUGCAUGUUGAUUCCGCCGAGUACUCCUGCCUCAAGGCAAUUGUGCUCUUCACCACCGGUAAGUUGCUGGAUAUCCUGUACAAGGAUGUGCCCGCACUGCUAACCAAAGUUUCAGCCCUGCUGGGCAAACGUGUGCCGGCAGCCAAUGACGAUGUGCUUGCCGUGGUGCGUGAGCAUCUCGAUGAGCUGAAUCGCCUGGAGUUUGAAACCCAGCUGCAGCAGGCACCAUUACAUUUGGCUACCUUCAUGAAGAGCGUGGCGGGCGUCGAGGCUGCAGUGCAGCAGGCGGAACAGCAACAGCAACAGCAACAAUUGCAGCCAAUUCCCAGCGAAUCAAAGCCUAGCGCUGCUGCUGCUGCUGCUGGGCCUGUUGUACCCUCCGCCGGCAGUGCUUUCAGCAGCUGCACCAAGUCCAUUGCCAAUGCCAAUGCAAAUGCCAAUGCCAAUGCUAAUGCCAAUGCCAAUGCCAAUGCUGAGGUCGAUCUCCUUGCCGCGCUCUAUGCCAGUUCCAAUGGCAAUGCCGGCAAUUCGAGCAGCAGUCACAAUAACAGCAGCGGCCUGGGCGCAUCGCUGCCCACACACUCCCACAGCGCCUCAUCCUCCCACAAUUCAUACACCGCCUCGCCGCGCAGCACAGUAGCAACCACCGCCGCCACCGCACUGACCACCAGCAGCAGCACAGCGAGCAGCUCACUGGUUGGAGCAUAUCAAACGCCGGGCCAGCAGCAGCAGCAGCAGCAGCAGCAACAGCAGCAGGCGGCUGCUGCAGCGGCAAUGUUCUAUCAAACGCCGCCACGCAGCGCCUUCGGCUCGGCAUUUGAUAUAUUCCAUCACAGUACGCCCUUUGGGGUGAGUCACGCGGCGGCGGCAGCGGCUGCGGCGGCCGCUCACAAUAGCAGCGGCGCCAGCUUCGGUAGUCCCAGCUAUAGAUAUUCGCCAUAUAGCCUAGCGGGCAGUAGAUGGCAGUUGUAG